Messenger RNA from Nanorana parkeri, 1125 nucleotides. It is a transcript of the gene SERTM1, whose product is annotated as serine rich and transmembrane domain containing 1. The transcript has 2 exons. Gene Ontology annotation, cellular component: intracellular membrane-bounded organelle. Bases 392 to 724 code for a protein of 110 amino acids. NCBI's taxonomy places the organism in Eukaryota, Metazoa, Chordata, Amphibia, Anura, Dicroglossidae. The record is from RefSeq and is a predicted model, not a curated record.
AGGACAUGGUCAUUAUAAAGCAACGUAUCCUUUUCACACACAGACAGCAGAGAGAAAUACUGCAGCGGUCCCUAUCUGGACCCCUGCACCAGCAUCUGCCUCCUCCUUCUGCUCCACGUGUUCUGCUAGGUAUAACCCAUCCUCUCUUUCCACUCUGUAUCUGCUCAUACUGGGCUGUUAGUUGCAGGGGGAGAUCUAGCGCAGAUCAAUGCUGCCUUUUGUCUCAUGUUCCAACCCAACCACUUCAUUGAGGAACUGCAGGAAAACAAGAAAAGAACAGGUUGACCUUUCCUUCUGGAAACUGGAUGACUGAUUCCUAACAUCACUGGUGGCUCUCAAAGAUGUCAUGAGUUGAAUCUUUUCAAAAAGUCAACACAUUGCCCAUGCCACCAUGUCUGGAUUUGGUCCUUCGGCAGUUUUACCAGAAGACAUCGGUAAUGGAACAUUUUUGGAAUUGUUCCCUACCUCUCUCUCAACCUCAGUGGAUUCUGCAUCAUCAACACCUAACCGGUUAUCAAACGUUUACGUCUACGUGUCCAUCUUUCUUAGCCUAUUGGCCUUUCUUCUUUUGCUGCUAAUCAUUGCUCUUCAGAGACUAAAAAAUAUUAUAUCCUCAACGUCAUCCUAUCCAGAAUACACAAGUGAUGCAGGGAGCUCCUUCACUAACUUAGAAGUAUGUAGUAUUUCUUCCCAGAGGUCUUCUUUUUCUAACCUUUCUUCAUAAGCAGCGAUAAAACAGAAUUCCUAAAGACAGGAAAGCUGAAAAUCAUGCAUGUGGAUAACACCUUUGAAUCUGAACACACAUCCUGUAUUCUGUUUGAAAUGACCCUGCUUUUUAGCUCAUAUUUGCUUUUGUCAUUUAUCCGUUUCAUCUGCUUCGUGCCCAGUUUCAGUCAACUUGAAUGUUUCUCUUGUUACAUAAACUUAUGAAGCAAAUGCACUCCCUCUAAUCAGGACACUCUGGGAGAUCAAAGCCUUUUAUAUUAUAGAGCUCUUGAUCUAAACACUAACCUGUGCUUUUACUCCUGUGUAUAAACUGCCACACACUGUACCUCUAUCAUACUUGGCAAUUGUACUUGCAUUUACUGGUCCAUCUGUAAGUUUGUUACUUUUAAGAGAUUAUUU